Molecule: messenger RNA, 773 nt
Organism: Suillus subalutaceus
Lineage: Eukaryota; Fungi; Basidiomycota; Agaricomycetes; Boletales; Suillaceae
Product: Ndufs4, NADH dehydrogenase Fe-S protein 4
Exons: 5
Coding region: 156-689 (177 amino acids)
Biological process (GO): electron transport chain
Source: RefSeq, a predicted model, not a curated record
CCGUCAAGUAAACGAGGUCAUUGAAUAACCGGUCUGGGAUACAUCAAAAUCUACUUCAGUUGCGACCAACGGGCCACCUUGCACCGCCACCAAACCGGACUUUGCCGUGUCUCCCGAGAGUAGCUCGUCUCUUCGCCUCUCAAUAGAUUUCGACAAUGUCUCUGCUCCGUUUUUAUAAGCAGGCAAUAUUCAGACGGCCAUUGCCUGCGUGUACAACUUAUACGCGCCGUUUCUUUGCAGAGACUCACAAUCAGCCAGCUCGCACUGGCGAUGCCUCCCAGAAAGAGACCACCCAAAUUGCGGAGGUUGCUCAUACAGAUGUAUUGACGGCUGAAGUUAUAAGUGGUGCUCCAGCGGAGCUCCGUCAUCGCAUGGUACGGAUCUAUCAACCAGCCCGUAACACCAUGCAAAGCGGAGCAGGAAAGUCAGAGCGGUGGCGCAUUGACUGGGAUGUUCUGCUGGGAGCAGGUCGGUGGGAGAAUCCGCUGAUGGGUUGGGCCAGUUCCGCGGAUUAUAUGCAGGGUACCAGGGUGUCAUUCAGAAGCAAGGAAGAUGCCAUGCACUUUGCAGAGAAACAAGGUUGGAAUUACUAUGUACAACCACCUCCCACCAAGAAAAUCCCUCCGAAGAACUAUUCAGAGAACUUUGUCUAUAGGCCGAAUAAACUACGGAUAAUGCGCACGAAGUAGAUCAUUUGUCCAUAGAACCAACUACUGCAUCUAGUUCACACGUUGUGUAAUUGGUUGGAACUUGAGCUUGAACUUGCACCCUCA